AUGAGAAUGCAACAAGUUUUCAGAGUCUGUAACUCCUGCCGACAUAUUCUGCAGCGUAAACUUAUUCAACCACUGCCUCAGGUGAGCCAAGCUCUAAGCUACACAACCGAACCCACAAGAUACACAGUCUCAUAUGAAGAUUUUAAAUACGUACAAGACAUGUUACCCCCAUCAAGGAUCCCCGAGCCCCCCACACAUGGUUCUUACCCCACUCCAUCAGGCUGGGUUGCCCCAUCAGAAAAAGCACCAGACCUGCCCUACUUUAUCAGCCGAACAAAGUUUCAUGUUUUACCGAUCGUAGAAAAGGAGAAACCCCGAGAUCAACCAGUCACCGUAGUUUUCUACAUUGAUGGAGAUAUUUGGGCUUUGGAGAAAGAAUUGAAAGAGCUCAUAAGGCCUUAUGUUGAGUUUGACCCCGCCACCAGAGUUCAUGAGGUUACGAGGUCAAUCACAUUAAAAGGACACCAUGCUGAAGUUAUUGAAAAGUUUUUGUACGCGAAAGGGUUUUAA
Messenger RNA from Ciona intestinalis (vase tunicate), 510 nucleotides. Its product is annotated as large ribosomal subunit protein mL49-like. Gene Ontology annotation, cellular component: mitochondrial large ribosomal subunit; ribosome. The record is from RefSeq and is a predicted model, not a curated record. NCBI's taxonomy places the organism in Eukaryota, Metazoa, Chordata, Ascidiacea, Phlebobranchia, Cionidae. Gene Ontology annotation, molecular function: structural constituent of ribosome. Gene Ontology annotation, biological process: translation.